Molecule: messenger RNA, 1041 nt
Organism: Blepharisma stoltei
Lineage: Eukaryota; Ciliophora; Heterotrichea; Heterotrichida; Blepharismidae
Source: the annotation of a GenBank genome assembly
AUGGACUCACUUAUGGCCAUGACUUGUGCAAAAUGCGGAAGACAGCCUUCAGAUAUGUUAAUUCUUACGUGCGAUCAUAAUCUUUGCUUGUUGUGCUCAGCUAGAAAUAUUCUCAAAGAUUAUUCUAAAGAAAAUGAGCCUUUUUAUGUAUUUUCCAUGUAGAAAGUUGCUUGUGAUAUAUGCCGUUCCUCAACUAUCCUAGACCCUUCAAGCGCGAAUGAGCUUCUCAAGCUUAAUUUAGAAGAGCCAAAAGACUCAGAACUUGAUGAAGGAGACUUAACCACUUCUGAUCAAUACAAACAAAAUUGGGAGCCUCCUCAAGAAUACUGCAAAGAUCACCCAGACGAAGUUCCUAAUUAUUAUUGUUUUGAGUGUGAAUCAGAAUGCAUCUGCUCAGAAUGUGCAAUUCAUGGUCUGCAUAAAGGCCACGAAGUUAUGAGAGUAAAAACAGCAUUUCCUAUCAUAAAAGGAAAAGUUGAAGACAUGCUCCUUCUCCUUUCCAAUAAGCAAGAUGAGCUUCAAAACCUUGAAGAAAAAAUAGAGCAACGGAAAAAAGAAACAUUAGACCAAUCUCAUACAGCCAAACAACAAAUAAAGCACGCUUUUGAAGACUUAAGAGCAAGAUUGGAUAAAAAAGAAAAAGAAUUAACAUCUCAAGCUGACAGAUUUUUAGAAGAAAAUUUAAAAGAAUUAGAUGCCAUAAGUCGCGCUUUAGCCUCAAAAGUUACAUCUAUUGGGGAACUAUACAGCAAUGUCUCAAAAAUACUACAGCAGGCCAAUAGCAGAGAAUUAAUUGACUUUUAUGCAGAAAGCAAAGAAAAAUUGUUCUUAAAGGUAGAAGCUGAGACUUCUCAACUGCAAAACUAUGAUAGGACUGUCAGUAUGAAGUGCUUUAUUAGCCCACAGUCUGUAGCAGACCAUAUAGAGUCAUUAAAAGGUUUGCAGCUUCAGAUAUCAAGCAUGAAGGGGACAGAGAGCAAAGACAUUGACAGACAAAAAUUCCCAGAGAGAAAUAAAAUACCAAGAAAUUAUAGAGAUUAA